Messenger RNA from Penicillium vulpinum, 447 nucleotides. RefSeq lists its product as uncharacterized. The transcript is spliced from 2 exons. Bases 1 to 447 code for a protein of 148 amino acids. Lineage: Eukaryota; Fungi; Ascomycota; Eurotiomycetes; Eurotiales; Aspergillaceae. The record is from RefSeq and is a predicted model, not a curated record.
AUGCCAAAGUUACUCCAGCCAAGCGUGUACAUGGACACGAACGGGAAAUAUUUCGCCGAGCCAGCCGGUGACCGAAGCGACUACUAUUGGAUCACCGUAAAUUUCUCUGAAGACUUUGAUCGCCGCGGCCGUAGAGAUCCAGACAUUAUGUGUUUAAUAAAGCACCAGAUCGUCAGAGGCUGUUUCACUGUAGACGAUCGGGCAAUGCAUAGAUUUGGGGAAAAAUGUCUCUCGUUCCCUAUCAAGCGUGAUAUUGAUACCCCUCUACCUAGGUCAUAUACGCCUGACCAUACGCACCCAGAUCUUCUUCUUGCUGAGAAUCUUGCGGGGAAGGUUAUUCUAGAUCAAAAGAUGGUUUUUGCUGAGACUCGCCGUAAGAAUAAGGAGGUGAGGUUAGAGGACAUGUUAGAUGUGAGACAUGUUUUAAUGGAUCCCUGGAAGAUAUAG